UUUCAGAGCAGUUGGUAUUUCUUUUGCUAUCUUUAACUUCAUAACGGGACGAAAUGUCAAAAUUGACAUUGCAAAAAAUUGGUAUUUAUUUUCUCCCAUGGUUAUUCUCGAUCGUUGUAAACUGCUCAACAGCUACAGUUUUAAACAGAUUUUAUCACUCUGGUAACGACGACAUGGUUGACAAUGGCGCUCCACAAUGGUUCUUCGCCAAUCCAGCACUUAUAAUCGCCAAAAAGCAAAUGAGUGAACGAGUUGUUAAUUCACUGCUAAGAAAUGCAUGGAUUGGUUAAUUUGCAAGCUCUUCCAGGUCGAUGAUGUAAUCAGUAUCAGCAGAGACGGAUGGAGUGCUAUGCGAGGUCACAUACUUAAUUUUCAGAAGAAUUUUGAACUUCAAAUAAAAUUAAAUAAUUUUUCUGUAUUAACUCUUUGGACGGGUGAAUCCUGCACGAGAAUAGCAAAGAAUAUUUUGGAUGAUUUGAUAAGAUUGAAUGAAUUAAAUAUGAGC
This is a messenger RNA of Loa loa (African eye worm), 505 nucleotides long. RefSeq lists its product as hypothetical. The coding region runs from base 54 to 290 and encodes 78 amino acids. The record is from RefSeq and is a predicted model, not a curated record. The transcript is spliced from 3 exons. NCBI's taxonomy places the organism in Eukaryota, Metazoa, Nematoda, Chromadorea, Rhabditida, Onchocercidae.